Callorhinchus milii (elephant shark) is the source of this 3458-nucleotide messenger RNA. Its product is annotated as disabled homolog 2-interacting protein. The transcript is spliced from 13 exons. The coding region runs from base 193 to 3231 and encodes 1012 amino acids. The record is from RefSeq and is a predicted model, not a curated record. NCBI's taxonomy places the organism in Eukaryota, Metazoa, Chordata, Chondrichthyes, Chimaeriformes, Callorhinchidae. Gene Ontology annotation, biological process: regulation of GTPase activity.
CCUGCGUUCUUCGCUGUCCAUGUAUGGGAGCUGGAGCAGAGAGACCUGUUAGUUUUCCUUCUUGGCUGCUCCACGCUUAUCAUUCCUGAUUGGAAGCCAUGAGCUCUCACAGGCAGAGUUGUGCUUUUGGAGAUUAUCGUUUAGCCUCCAGACAGAAGCUCUCGCCUGGUGCUGCUGUUUAUAUCACAUCUAAUGCCGAGGUUGAAAGAAUCACGUUCUCACGAGUCUUUGCUCAGUCCCAGUAGUGCUGUGGAGGCACUAGAUCUCAGCAUGGAGGAACAGGUCAUGAUCAAACCUGUGCACAGCAGCAUCUUGGGGCAGGAUUAUUGUUUUGAGGUGACCACUUCAUCCGGGAGUAAGUGCUUUUCGUGCCGUUCAGCGGCAGAAAGAGACAAGUGGAUGGAGAAUCUACGACGUGCUGUGCAGCCAAAUAAGGAUAACAGCAGGCGAGUGGAAAAUGUGCUCAAACUGUGGAUUAUCGAAGCCAAGGAUGUUCCAGCCAAGAAAAAGUACUUCUGUGAACUGUGUCUGGAUGACACUCUGUACGCACGGACUACCUGCAAGCUGAAAACGGACAACGUCUUCUGGGGGGAGCACUUUGAGUUCAAUAACCUGCCCGCCGUCAAAAACAUCACCGUGCACUUGUACAAAGAGACCGAUAAAAAGAAGAAGAAAGAUAAGAACAACUACGUGGGGCUGGUCAACAUCCCCAUAGCCACAGUGACUGGCCGGCAGUUCCUGGAGAAGUGGUAUCCUGUCAGCAUGCCCAACGCCAGCAAGGGCAAGGCUCCCGCUCCAAUGAUCAGGAUCAAAUCCCGCUACCAGAGCAUGAACAUCCUGCCCAUGGAGCUGUACAAGGAGUUUGCCGAAUACGUCACCAACAACUACAUGCUGCUGUGCUCCAUCCUGGAGCCCGUGCUGAGCGUGAAAAACAAGGAGGAGAUGGCCUGCGCGUUGGUGCACAUCUUGCAAAGCACGGGAAAGGCUAAGGAUUUCCUGACUGACCUGAUGAUGUCAGAGGUGGACCGGUGUGGAGAUAACGAACACCUAAUUUUCCGGGAGAACACUUUAGCAACCAAAGCCAUCGAGGAGUAUCUCAAACUGGUUGGCCAAAAAUAUCUACAAGAUGCACUGGGAGAAUUCAUCAAAGCUCUUUACGAGUCGGAUGAGAAUUGCGAGGUGGAUCCGAGCAAGUGCUCACCAGGGGACCUAGUGGAACACCAGAGCAACCUGAAGAUGUGCUGUGAACUGGCAUUUUGCAAGAUCAUUAACUCUUACUGUGUGUUCCCGCGGGAGCUGAAGGAGGUGUUUGCAUCCUGGAGGCAGGAAUGCAGUAACCGUGGCCGGCCUGACAUCAGCGAGAGGCUCAUCAGUGCUUCCCUCUUCCUGCGAUUCCUCUGCCCGGCUGUCAUGUCGCCCUCCCUCUUCAACCUUCUGCAGGAAUACCCAGACGACCGCACCGCUCGCACUUUGACCCUCAUUGCCAAAGUUACCCAGAACUUAGCAAACUUUGCCAAGUUUGGUAGCAAAGAGGAAUACAUGUCUUUCAUGAAUCAGUUCCUUGAACACGAGUGGACCAACAUGCAGCGAUUCCUACUGGAGAUAUCCAACCCAGAGACCAUAUCCAAUACAGCAGGCUUUGAGGGUUACAUUGACCUGGGACGAGAGCUCUCCACCCUGCAUUCACUGCUUUCAGAAGUGGUUUCCCAAAUGGAUCAGGCUACUGCAGCAAAGCUUGGACCUUUGCCUCGUAUAUUAAGAGAUGUCAAUGUGGCUCUCGCCAACCCAGGGGCUGUCUCGGUGUCAGCCAUCUCUGAUCCGUGCACUUCCACUCCGAAUGCCACCAGCAGCAGCCUCUCCUCGGGGCUGCAGAAGAUGGUCAUAGACAACGACCUGAGUGGUUUAUUAGACUUUACGAGGUUACCCUCUCCUACCCCAGAAAACAAGGAGUUAUUUUUUGUCACAAGGUCCUCAGCUGUGCAGUCCUCGCCCGCUCGCAGUUCCAGCUACUCUGAGACCAACGAGCCUGACCCGCAAAUGCCCAAUGGCAGCAAAAGCCUUUCAAUGGUCGACCUGCAGGACAAUCGCAGUUUGGACAGCUCGCCCAAUGCCCCCAGCGUGGGCGACCCCAUGAACGACAGCCAGGGAUCCAGCGUAUCCGUGCCCCCCAUAAUGUGGCCGACCCAACGGGCACCGCUCCCCCCACAGAGCACCGCUCCCACACUCUGCCGAAAGCCAGGACAGACAGUGGGCACUCCCAGCUCCGACAGCACGCCCCCAGCACGGCCUCAUCUCCUGGCACCGUUAUCCUUCCAGAAUCCGGUCUAUCAGAUGGCUGCGGGCAUCCCCCUCUCGCCCCGGGGAGUAGCGGAGCCCGCGAUGGACCUCCCCACCUCUCUCAGCAGCGCCGAGGAGCUGAUCCUGGCCAAGCACACCCUCCACGGCCACACCAGCAUGGAGGACUUUGCCCGGCGCUCCGGGGAAUUCUCGCGGAGGCAGCUCUCGCUGACGGAAAAAAUGACCCAGGCCUCGGUGCCGAGACAGAGCAGCGUAGGGCCACAGCGGCGAAUAGACCAGCCCCCGCCGGCAGCCAGAGGUAGGACGCCACCCGCCAUGUUAAUCAACCCCCCGCAGUAUCCCAGGCCCUCCAGCGGGGGCAUGGCCCCAGCCUCCUCUGAGUGGCCGAGCAGUGGAGCCAAGGUGCGGCAGCAAUCCUCGUCUUCCUCCAAGGGAGACAGCCCCGAGAUGAAGCAGCGUGCUGUGCACAAGCAGUACCAGCAGGAGAUCGUGAUGCUCCAGGACAAGCUGAGAGCCUCCAACAGGAAGCUGGAGGAGUAUGAGAUCCACCUGAAGAACCAGGAGGAGCAGGCCCAAAAGAUGAUGCUGGAGUACCAGGCGCGGCUGGAGGAGGGUGAGGAACGUCUCCGCAGACAGCAGGAGGACAAGGACAUGCAGAUGAAGGGCAUCAUCAGCAGAUUAAUGGCUGUUGAGGACGAAUUGAAGAAAGAUCACGCUGAGAUGCAGGCAGCCGUGGACUCCAAGCAGAAGAUCAUUGAAGCCCAGGAGAAGCGCAUCUCCUCGCUGGACGCUGCGAAUGCACGGCUGAUGAGCGCCCUGACACAGCUGAAGGAGAGGUACAGCAUGCAGAGCCGCAACGGCAUCUCGCCCACCAACCCCACCAAACUGCAGAUCACCGAGAACGGCGAGUUCAGGAACAGCAGCAACUGCUAGUGCAGAGAGACCAGCAGGGUGAGGCAGGCGCCGCAGAGAGCACAGCACAGAGCGCCAUGCGCGGCACGGCACAGUACGGCACAGCACACUACAGCACAGCACAGAAUAGGCAGCACCAGGAGCAACCGAGACAUCCUCAGCCAACGACCUUGUCAUCAACAGGUGUAUUUUUGUAAAAGUUCAUGUGGACAAGUGGUCACCAAACAGCAGGCUAAUGACCCCCCCCC